Messenger RNA from Mangifera indica (mango), 1128 nucleotides. Its product is annotated as remorin 4.1-like. The record is from RefSeq and is a predicted model, not a curated record. NCBI's taxonomy places the organism in Eukaryota, Viridiplantae, Streptophyta, Magnoliopsida, Sapindales, Anacardiaceae. The transcript is spliced from 2 exons. The coding region runs from base 91 to 927 and encodes 278 amino acids.
CUUCUAAACAAACCGCCAUCCAUUUCAGCCUCUUCACUUCUCCCUUUUUAACACACACAAAUACAAACGCACCACUGUCCAAACUUGGACAUGUUAAAUCCUCAAAGGGCCAUCACCAAUGAAGAAAACGACCAACCUCAUCAUGAUCACCACGGUGAUGAACCCAACAUCAGAGACAUCCACGCUUUGACCCCACCUCACCCUCCUCCGGUGAACCGUGGCCGUAGAAGAGAGACUUGGGAGAAUACUAGCCAUCGAUCAUCGGUCAAUUCCGUGUCCAGUGAAGUAGCUUCAAGUGAGAAUUUUACCACCAUGAGCAGAGAAUUCAACGCUUUAGUUCUUGCGGGCUCGGCUAUAGAGAAUAAUGAAACUGAUACGAUGAUGAACAACAACAACAACAACAACAACAACGACAAUAAUAACAAUAAUAGUCACUUGGCGAGGAUUGGAGAGGAUGAGAUACCGGAAGAGACUAAUCCUUUGGCUAUAGUACCGAAUAAUAGUCCGUUGGAAUCGGGUCUGGAUUCGAGAGGAGUGGGUUCUGGCACCGGAGGCAUUAAUUGUGAUAUUUCGGUGCAGAGAGUGAAGAAAGAAGAGGUGGAGAUGAAGAUAUCAGCAUGGCAAAACGCCAAGAUUUCGAAGACUAAUAAUCGGUUUAAGAGAGAAGAGGCGAUCAUUAAUGGGUGGGAAAGUGAGCAAGUGGAAAAGGCUAAUUGUUGGAUGAAGAAAGUUGAGAGGAAGCUAGAAGAGAAGAGAGCAAGAGCCCUGGAGAAGAUGCAAAAUUCUAAGGCCAAAGCACACAGAAAAGCUGAAGAAAGGAGGGCAUCAUCGGAGGCUAAGAGGGGAACAAAACUGGCCAGAGUUCAUGAAGUUGCCAAUUUGAUGAGAGCUGUAGGAAGAGCUCCAGUUAAACGAUCUUUCUGUUAAUUUCUAUAAUUAUUAUUGAUAUCAUUGUCAUAUAAUGAACAUCCUCCGGCUCUUCCUUCUAUUAUUUCUUUCUUUUAAAAGAAGAGCUAGUGUGGACAGUUAUGAACAAAAGCUGUUAAAGUUUUGAGAGUUUGGAAGAAAGGUGUGUGUUCGUUUGUAAAUUAAUUAUAUUUAAUUAUUAGUGCCUUAUUUUUAUUGGUA